Molecule: messenger RNA, 5990 nt
Organism: Centrocercus urophasianus (Greater sage-grouse)
Lineage: Eukaryota; Metazoa; Chordata; Aves; Galliformes; Phasianidae
Gene: IREB2
Product: iron responsive element binding protein 2
Exons: 22
Coding region: 56-2956 (966 amino acids)
Biological process (GO): tricarboxylic acid cycle; citrate metabolic process
Cellular component (GO): cytosol; mitochondrion
Molecular function (GO): 4 iron, 4 sulfur cluster binding; iron-responsive element binding; aconitate hydratase activity
Source: RefSeq, a predicted model, not a curated record
UCCCCCCCCCCGGCAUCCCGCUCCCCUCCCCGCAGAGCUAAUAUGGUCGCCGGCGAUGGACGCUAUCAGGCCAGGAAGCCCUUACCAGCCCAUAAUUGAAGAACUAAGAAACCAUCCACGAAAGAGGUUCUACAAUGUCUCAAAGCUUGGAGGCACCAAGUAUGAUACUCUGCCUUAUUCCAUACGAGUGUUGUUUGAAUCCAGCAUCCGUAACUGCGAUGGCUUCCUGGUGAAAGAAACAGAUGCUAUGAACAUUUUAGACUGGAAAACAAAGCAGAACGAUGUCGAAGUGCCCUUCUGUCCUGCCAGAGUUGUUCUUCAAGAUUUUACUGGAAUUCCAGCAAUGGUGGAUUUCGCUGCCAUGAGGGAAGCAGUAAGAAAUGCUGGAGGAGAUCCUGUGAAAGUCAAUCCUGCCUGCCCGACUGAUCUCACUGUUGACCAUUCUCUGCAGAUUGAUUUCAGCAAAUGUGCAAUACAGAACGCCCCGAACCCUGGGGGCGGUGAGGCGCAGAAGCCGACAGCAGCAAAGCUUUCUCCGCUGAAGGGCCAGCCGAGGAAACUGCCAUGCCGGGGCCAGAGCAGCUGCAAGGGGCCCUGCAGUGCUGGGGAGCUGAGCCGUGCCUCGGGGCAGUUCUCUGCACAGAUAGAGAACACACCUAUCCUCUGCCCUUUUCACCUUCAGCCAGUGCCUGAGCCUGAGACAGUAUUGAAAAAUCAAGAGAUGGAAUUUGGCAGAAAUAGAGAGAGGCUUCAGUUUUUUAAGUGGAGUUCAAAAGUUUUCAAGAACACUUCCAUCAUACCACCAGAGACUGGAAUGGCACACCAGGUUAAUUUGGAGUAUCUGUCAAGAGUUGUAUUUGACGUGAAAGAUUUCCUAUAUCCAGAUAGCGUGGUUGGCACAGAUUCUCAUACAACCAUGGUAAAUGGCUUGGGUAUCUUGGGCUGGGGUGUUGGGGGAAUCGAAACAGAAGCUGUGAUGCUGGGGAUGCCGGUUACUCUCACUCUGCCUGAGGUGGUUGGGUGUGAGCUGAUGGGCACAGCCAGCCCACUUGCUACAUCCAUAGACAUUGUUCUGGGCAUUACAAAGCAUCUUAGGCAAGCUGAAGUCGCUGGAAAAUUUGUGGAGUUCUUUGGGAGUGGAGUUUCCCAACUGUCUGUGGCAGAUCGAACCACAAUAGCAAAUAUGUGUCCUGAAUACGGUGCUAUUCUGAGCUUUUUCCCUGUUGAUAAUGUGACGUUGAAGCACUUAAAGCAUGCAGGUUUCGAUGAGGCCAAGCUUGAGGUUAUGGAAGCAUAUCUUAAAGCUGUGAAGCUAUUUAGAAAUGAUGAGAAUUCUUCCAGAGAACCUGAAUAUUCCCAGGUAGUGCAAAUUAGUUUAAGUUCUAUAAUUCCUCAUGUCAGUGGCCCCAAGAGAUCCCAAGAUAGAGUGGCUGUCAGUAACAUGAAAAGUGACUUCCAAACCUGCUUAAAUGAAAAGGCUGGUGUUAAAGGGUUUCAGAUUGCAGCUGAAAAACAGAAUGACGUUGUACCUGUUCAGUAUGAAGGAAACCAAUACGAGCUCUCUCAUGGCUGUGUUGUCAUUGCUGCAGUAAUCAGCUGUACAAAUAACUGCAAUCCAUCUGUCAUGCUUGCUGCAGGACUCCUGGCCAAAAAGGCAGUUGAAGCUGGCCUAGAGGUGAAGCCCUACAUAAGAACUAGUCUGUCACCAGGCAGUGGAAUGGUUACACAUUACCUCAGUUCCAGUGGAGUAUUACCAUACCUCAGUAAGCUUGGGUUUGAGGUUGUUGGUUAUGGAUGUUCAACGUGUGUUGGAAACACUGCUCCCCUUCCAGAAGCCAUCAGGAGUGCAAUAAAGCAGGGUGAAAUCAUUGCCUGUGGAGUGCUGUCUGGAACAAAGAACUUUGAAGGACGUCUGUGCGACUGUGUCCGUGCCAACUACCUUGCUUCUCCCCCACUGGUAGUUGCGUAUGCUAUUGCAGGCACUGUUAGAAUAGACUUCGAGACUGAGCCUUUGGGCACUGGCUUUGGUGGCAGAAGUAUCUACUUAAGGGAUAUUUGGCCCACGCGGAAAGAACUACACAUGGUGGAGGAAGAGUGUGUGAUAUCAUCUAUGUUUAAGGAAUUGAAAGAAAAAAUGGAGAAAGGAAACAAACGAUGGAAUUCACUGGAAGCGCCUGAGUCACCUUUAUUUCCCUGGGACUUGAAAUCCACUUAUAUCAGAUGUCCUUCCUUCUUUGAUAAACUUGCCAAAGACCCGGUUUCCCCGCAGCCGAUUGAAAAUGCCCAUGUCUUGCUCUAUUUGGGAGAUUCUGUAACCACAGAUCACAUAUCUCCUGCUGGAAGCAUUGCAAGGAGCAGUGCUGCUGCUAAGUACCUGACUAACAAAGGACUCACACCUCGUGAAUUCAACUCGUAUGGGGCUCGGCGGGGUAAUGAUGCUGUGAUGACAAGGGGCACAUUUGCUAAUAUCAAGCUUCUGAACAAGUUCAUAGGAAAACCAGCUCCUAAAACAAUUCACUUUCCAUCAGGACAAACGCUAGAUGUGUUUGAAGCAGCGGAAUUGUACCAGAAAGAAGGCAUUCCUGUAAUUAUUUUAGCAGGAAAGAAGUACGGACUGGGCAGCUCAAGAGACUGGGCAGCAAAAGGGCCUUUUCUACUGGGUGUUAAAGCUGUCCUAGCUGAAAGCUAUGAAAAAGUCCAUAAAAGUCAAUUGAUUGGAAUUGGCAUAGCUCCACUUCAGUUUCUUCCUGGAGAAAAUCCAAAUACUUUGGGUCUCACUGGCAGAGAGCAGUUCUCUAUAUUAUUCCCUCCAGAGCUGUCGCCCAAAAUGACUUUGGAUAUUAAGACAAGCACUGGGAAAGUGUUCAGCGUGUUUGCCUUGUUUGACAACGACGUGGAGGUAACUUUAUACAAAAAUGGUGGAAGUCUAAACUUUGUGGCUCGAAGAUUCUUAUAGUAGCUACUGACUGUGGGUACCUCGCACUAACUGGUAACUCUGAAAAUGCCUUGUGUGAACCCAGGAAUCUGUACUGUGGAACUGCAGGCAGCCCUAGUGUGCUCUAAGUUACUUCGUCCAUGGAUGUAAAAGAUUGUGAAUCAUUGUAACUGCAGCAAGAUCCUUCCUGAUUUUAAAUAAUAUUCUAAUGGUGCUAUUAAACAUUGCUAAAAUCGACGUGUGUUAUGGCAGAGAGAGCUGUAAGUAUGGAGGGGAUGUUUUCUCAGACCAUUUUGUAAAUAAACCGUGUGAAAUCUCAAACCGAUUGUGCUGAAGAUUAUUAUGUAAGAAGGUUUUCUGCAGUUGUUUCCACUUAGUUUUUGCACCUGUAAAUCUGUGUACUGCUGUUGGUUUAAGCGUAGCAGAUGGUAUGGAAGGUUAAAGGGCAAACAGACGGAUGGUUUGCUUUUUUGGCAUCCAGAGCUCAAAAUAGAUCUUCAGUUUCGAAUGUCUUGCUUUUAAAAUGAUGGGCACAUAAGGCCCCCUGUGUCCCAUUUAUUGUAUGGAAUUAUAUCCCUUCUGGAUCCAGAUGGAAAAGUGAUCAACCCAUGAAGUGCUGUUGGCUAUAGAAGUAUAUCUCUGCUUGUAAGAGAAUGCCCACAGUACGUGGCUGGUGUUGAAGUGCAGCCCCCCAGCAUUCUGCAGUGUCCUUCAGUUGAGAGCUUUGUCAUCUCUUCCUCAAGCUUGUCCUUUGUAGCAUUGCUUUUUACUGUAUUGUCUGAUAUCACUUGCCAGAGAAUUUCCCUCAGUAUUUUAACCUUUAAGAAUUUGUAUUACGACUCCUUAAUUACUCUGCUUUAUAUGCAGCCUAUGUCUAAUCAGUUACACUUGUCACAUGUUAAAUUGCUGAGGUAGCCAUGCUGCCUUUUAAUGCUUUGGAAUGGUUUUUUUUGUUUGCAGCCCUUCCAAACAGGCAUCAGAUUCCCCUGCUGAAGAUCACAGAAUACUGAACAGAUUUGGCUCUUGGCGACUGCAGCUCCACUAAAUCAAAUUAUUAUUGCUUAUAAAAACUGUUUUGUAUUUAACAUUAAUGGAAGAUGCACAGUUUCUGCAGAAAUGCUUUUGUUUUACCACUUAGCUUGGUCACUGAGAGCUUCUGAUCUGUGCCAGUUUGUCUUUUCUGAUAGCUUCAGGUAUUUCUGUGCUCCUGUAUCUUGAGCAGCUUCAUGAUAGCACUUCUGUUUGUAGAGUGAUGGAUUGCUUUUGGAGGACAAAGCUGCAGAAACCUGCUAUGAAUUGGCAAGAUUUUGCUUUUAGAUUUUUGGAUCUUGAUAAACAUUGUCUUAAAUGUCCUGACUUGCCAGAAGACUCCAUUAGUUUUACUGCAUGUUUUCAGUCUAUAACUAGAAGCUAAGCCAGCUGACGUGCAAACCAACAUGUGCACUCUUGGCAUCCUUAAAUAGUAUGUUUAUGACAUGCCUAAAAAUCUGGAAAAUAAACCCUGACACAGUUAGAUCAAUACAACAUAAUUUUGAGACAGUUCAGCUGCAAACUUCAGUUCCAUUGGCAUAGUUCUGAUACCUUUUUUUUGCUAGACAAAAUUCUGUACGGUUUGGAAUUCUAUAUAACCUGUUCCAAUAAUCUUGCUGUGUUUUUCUUUUAGCUGAGAUGAGAAAAACUAUUCCAGUGACUCAUACCACUGAUAUGGGUAAUACAUCAAUGCAUUUUCUAAUACUGUAUUCAACUGAAUGCUGGAUGGGUUUCUGUUCUGUGGUACAUUCUGGUAAUUUUAUCAAGAAUUGAGAUCUCGCUACUUGUCUAACAGCAUCUAAUACUUCUUUUCCAGCUCAAAGGUAUAUUCAUAACUGAAGAAAAUGCACGUUCAUUACUAAGGAACAGAUCUGAUUUUAGAGCUGAUGCACAGUGGUGCUUUGUGCAGGAGAUCAAUGAAGUACAGCUGCAGGGCUAUCUAGAAUACUUGUGCAACUGCUAGUGCUUGAGUGGGGCUCAGCCUCCUGCCCUCCCGGUGCAGUGACGCUCCUUGCCUCAGGAGACAGUGAUCCAAGCCAUGUCAAGGUAAACCAGUAUUGUGAAGUGCAAUUUCAAGGGCUGUGUCUUAGAGUUAUUGCCACCAAUACUCAUCUCUUCAGAAGUGUGAUGGUUUCAUUACUGUAGUGACUACUUAAAAUCUGCUGCACUCCUAUGCCUUAAUGUCAGUGAAAGACAGCUCUGAGUGCAGAUGCUGUCAACCUGGAGGUUCCUGCUGUUGUGGCUGCUGUGGGUCCUGUCCCAACCACACCGAUGCCCGUAGCAUCUUUGUGACUUGUGCAGACUGACUCCCACCCUUAGGACACGUAUGCCUGCAGGUGGUAGGUGCUGGGGGGAACUGUUAAUGUACCCAUCUUGUGCUUCUCGCCCAGUAGUGAGCUGCCAUGAUCCAUGGUCGUGUGCCUGCCCCCCUCCCCUUGUGCAGCAGGGAGUGCCGUCAGGUCGGGUCAGUAGCUUGGCAAUGAAGGCAGGACGUUGAACUUUGAGCUCACUGCUAGGAUCUGUGAGCUUGGGAUGGGCAGCAGGGAAGCCUGCUUCUGGCAGUGGCAGGAUACAAUGCAGGCAGAGGAUUGCUGUGAUCACACAAAAAAAGCGUUGUUCAAUUAGACUUUCUAGUAUCUUAAAGCAUAGGAGGAAAUGCUCCUGUUUGAAGAAGUGACUGUGUUAGACGUAUUUAACCUAGAAUUCUCUCUCCAGUUUGAUUUGGAGAAGAAUAUUCCAGUUUUUCUAAGCAUUUACUCUUUGUGCCCUCCCAAAUGACCAAGCUUUGGGAUAGUGUUGAUGUUUAUACAUUUUACACCUAAGUUUAAGGACAUGAAAUUCUGUAUAUUAAUCGUAUUUAAGCAACUGCAAAUCAAUGUCUGCUGUUCAAAGCCAACAAAAGAGUUGAAGUUUUAAGUUCAGUGUGUAUUGUAUAGAUAUCUUACCAGAAGUUCAGCUGAUGACAAUUGUGCAUAAAAUGUUACUGAUACUGUAAAUUAUUUUUAAUAAAGAAAAUUGUAUCACA